AUGCCUUGGCAUCACUUGUGCAACAAGGCUAAGGUAGUAUUUGAGGACAGCAGUCCAGACUGGGUGAACCCAGGGAAGCCGGUCACACUUGAGCACAUGGUCCAUACCUCACUUGCUCAACAACUAAGAAGGCCACAUAUAGGAAGGCACAGAGCCCAGCAAGAAGUUCAUCAAGAGGAGUAUCAUCAGGGAGAUUACCAACAAGAAGAGCAACACAACCCGGCCAACCUCAAUAUGAGUCAUAUCUUACAUGCCAUUGAGGAUUUGGAGAUGAAACAUAUGGAGGGACAAGAGCAAAUACUUGCCAUGCAGUCCAAAUGGAUUAAGCAACAAGAAGAGUGGCAGAAACAACACAUGGAGCAGCAACAGAGCAAUAUUCACACCUCACUCAAGCCAUACACCAACGUGCUGAAUGAAGGAAGGCAGUUGCAUAGAGAGGAAUUCAGUGUAAACACUCAAGCCAGAUUGAGUUACAUGUCAGAUAAUAUGCACCACCUACAUUAUGCCAUUCCCACCUAUGAGGAGGUCCAAAAAGGGUUUGUUGAACGAGAAGAAGGGAAGGUAAAACAGCAGAAGGAAACUCUGAAGAAAAAGAUGGAAGAUGCUGCGUUCUGGAAGAAACUACUUGGAAAAGGCAAAGGGAGUGGGAGCACAAGCACUCAAGAAAAGCACCAAGAGGACAAGCAUGGAGGGGAGCAUGAGCAACCACAUGAGUAA
This is a messenger RNA of Arachis duranensis, 717 nucleotides long. RefSeq lists its product as uncharacterized. The coding region runs from base 1 to 717 and encodes 238 amino acids. The transcript is spliced from 2 exons. Lineage: Eukaryota; Viridiplantae; Streptophyta; Magnoliopsida; Fabales; Fabaceae. The record is from RefSeq and is a predicted model, not a curated record.